Molecule: messenger RNA, 5595 nt
Organism: Ziziphus jujuba (common jujube)
Lineage: Eukaryota; Viridiplantae; Streptophyta; Magnoliopsida; Rosales; Rhamnaceae
Product: disease resistance protein At4g27190-like
Exons: 7
Coding region: 1473-3251 (592 amino acids)
Molecular function (GO): ADP binding
Source: RefSeq, a predicted model, not a curated record
GCAAUUUGAACUUCAAUAUAUAUGAUGUUUGCUACAAAAUGGCAAAAUUCAUAGCUACCUCUCCUUGCGCCUUGCUUUGCUGUUAUAAUUAAAAUUUAACAUUCUUUGUCCUCUGCUAGACUUUUGAUCGCCUCCAAACAACACACCACAAAAUAAGAAAGCAAGAAGACAAACGGCUUAUCAUUUUGUAGCAUGUUAGUUUCGUUUGCCCUCUAUUUUGAGACUUUGUUAUUGUCACCAAACCAAUCUUGAAUCUUGAUAUUCUAAUGUUGCAUUGUUCAAAAGAUGGCCAGUUGAAAAUUAAACAGAAGCCAAACUGAAUUUGCUAUCGGUAUACAUAAGAGAACAAGACUUUCAGGACCAAAAUUGUAUCGCAGCAGCCAAAGAUCGCAUACUAGUUUGGUUUGGCUAUUAAAAUAUAUUCAUAUAUAAAAGAUCAAGACUCCCAGAUGAAAAUUGAAUAGAAGCCGCAAGGGAUUGCAUAGUGGGUUUGCUUACUAUUGGCAUUCAUAAGAGAUCAAGAAACAAAAGACAGACUUGGGAGUUGGUGGAGUAGCAAUCAAGCGUUGGACUUGGCCAUGGAGUUUCUUGUUGCAAUUGGCAGUUCAAUUGUUGGAAAAAUUGGCGAGUACACUGUUGAUCCAAUUGGGCGCCAAUUUGGUUAUCUCUUUUACUACCAAUACAACAUCAAAAAUCUCACAGAACAAUUUCGACGUCUGAAGGAUACCAAACAAGAUCUACAACACUCCGUUGAUGUGGCGAAAAGAAGAGGUGAAGAAAUUAAACAAAGCGUCAACUCUUGGUUGAGCGAAGCAGAGAGCAUCUCUAAAAUGGUGGAAAGUUUUCUAAGUGAAGAAGGCCAAGCGAAUACAGGGUGUUCCAUUAAGUCUUUUCCCAAUUUGGUGCUGCGUCAUCGACUCAGCAGGAAAGCCAAGAAGAUGGCUCAGUCUGUUGUUGAGAUCAAAGAAGCCGCCAGCAAAUUCGAUAAGGUUUCUGACGUUCCAAUUCUACAGAAUAUUUUUGGAACCAAAGACUACACAGUCUUUGGCACAAGAAAUUCAAUUUUGAAUGGAAUUAUGGAAGCACUGCGAAAUAGUGAUGUCAGAAUGAUUGGUGUUUACGGUAUGGCAGGGGUGGGCAAAACCACACUCGCUAAAGAAGUUGCGAAACGUGCGUUGGAAGCCAAUUUGUUCAACGAUGCUGUUGAGGUCGCUGUGUCUGCAUAUCCCAAAGUGGAAAAGAUUCAACAAGAUAUUGCAGAACGGCUGGGCCUAAAAUUCCAAGAGGAUGGUGUAAAGGCCAGAGCAGUUCGAUUAAGACAUCGGCUGAGACAAGAAGAAAAAUUCCUCAUAAUUCUAGAUGAUGUCUGGAAGACACUGGACUUACUUGAUAUCGGAAUAUGCUUCGAGGAUAAUCAGAAGGGAUGAAAGAUAUUGAUAACUUCAAGAUACAAAGGUGUGUUAGAAGAUGAUAUGGGUGUGGAUAAGAAUUUCGAAGUUGAACUUCUAUCAGAUAGUGAAGCAUGGAAUUGCUUUGCGAAGAUAGUGGGGGAUAACCUGUUAUCUGAUGAAAACUCUGAUGAGUUCAAACAUUUGGCAACACAAAUCGUUAAAGAAUGUGCACGCUUACCACUUGCGAUCAUAACAGUUGCCCAUGCUUUGAAAAACAAAGGAAUACACUUUUGGAAGGAUGCGUUGAGACGACUUCAGAGGUCCUCCAUGGAUGAAAAUGUGUAUGCAAGUGUCAAACUGAGUUAUGAUUUUUUAGAAAAUGGAGAGGCAAGGUGGAUAUUGUUGUUCUGUAGUCUAUACGAAGAAGAUGCAGAAAUAUCAUUCGAUGACUUGCUGAAUUUGUGUAUUGGAUGGGAUUUGUUCAAAGAUGUCUACGCUCUUGAGGAAUCCAGAAACAGGUUGCAGACAUUGCUGGGUGAACUAAAAUCUCGGUGCUUGUUGUUGAAAGGUAAUUACGGGGAUGAUUCAGUGAAGAUGCAUGAUGUCAUUCGCGAUGUUGGAAUAUUGAUUGCUGCAUCAGAAGAUUUCAAAAUGUAUAAUAUCAGAAAUAAUGGUGAGCUAAAAAAGUAUCUAGACGACAACAACAAACUCAAAGACUGCAUUGCAAUUUCACUUGGUGCCAAUUAUGAGGAUGAAUAUUGUCUGCCGUCGAGAUUGAAUAGUCCAAAGCUCCUCUUGCUUAGGAUGAAGAUAGAAGGUUCUUCGCUUCCAGACAACUUUUUUGAAGAAACAAAAAAGCUGAGAGUCUUGUAUCUAUCAUCUCUACGACUGGAACCAUCGCCUUCAUCCUUUUCUUGCCUUGAGAAUCUUCAAGCAUUGCAUUUGGUUGAAGUUGAAAUAGGAGACACACACUUGAUUGGAAAGCUAAAGAAAUUAAAAGUUCUUGACCUUAGUGGAUCCUAUAUGGAGCAACUGCCAGAGCAAAUAGGACAACUGACUUGUUUACUCAAGUUGGAUUUGAGAGGUUGCAGUAUUGGAGUGGUUCCACCGAAUGUGAUAUCAAGAUUGGUGAAUUUAGAAGAGUUGAAUAUGCUGCGCAGCUUUAAUUAUUGGAAGGCUGAAGGAGAAGUCGAUGAUGAAAAUACGAGUAGUAAUGCCAGCCUUAGUGAGGUAAAGAAUUUGACUAAGUUGACUGCUUUAUAUUUAGAGAUACCACAUGUCACCAUGCUGCCUAAACACUUGUUUAAUGCAAAAUUGGAGAGAUACUGCAUAUGUUUAGGAGGUGGCCGUAUGGGCAUUAGUUCAAGGGGACUGAAACUCAACUUGGAAUUAUUCGAUGUUUCAAGCAGUCUAUUAAAGGAGCGUGGUUUUCAAAUGCUUUUGAAAAGGUCAGAAAAUUUGCAAAUAAAUAAAUUUAACGGUUUGAAAAACAUUGUUUGCGAAUUAGAUAAGGAGGGUGGUCUUUCACAUUUGAAAGCUCUUGAAGUCGAUGAUAAUGAUGAAAUCCAAUACAUCAUUGACUACUCAUCAAUGGAGCCCAAUCAUAUUUCUGAUCAUAGUGUCUUACCAAGUUUAGAGACAUUUGAUUUUAAUAGGGUGACAAACUUGGAAGAGAUAUGCCACGGGGAACUCAGAGGCGCAAAGUCACUUGCAAAAUUAAGACAAAUCAAGGUGCUUUCAUGUUAUAGAUUGAAGAAUUUGUUACCAUUCUUCGUUGCCAAAAGGCUUGAGAAAAUUGAUGUUUGCUUCUGCCGCGGGAUGGAAAAAAUAGUUACAUUUGAAAGAGUACAGGCGUUAUAAAUUCUGAAUCUGUGGAUAGAAUAUUUGAGUUUCCUAAUCUUAAGUUUUUGAAACUAAAUGAUCUACCACAACUUGCUCCAUUCUGCUCGGGGUGUGACACAAGUGGUACACCUGAUCAAGUUCCCACACUUUUCAACCAAAAGGUGGCUCUUCCCAGCUUAGAAGUCUUGGAAUUGUAUAGUUUGAAAUUCAAAAGGAUGUGGGCAGACCAACUUCCGCAACCAUGUUACCUGAGGAAUUUAAGAGAGUUAUCCAUUUGGUGGUGCGAUAAUUUAAAGUAUCUGUUAUCUUCUGCUUUUGCCAGAAACCUUGUACAACUUGAGAAGUUAAAUAUGUUUGCUUGUUGGGGCAUGGAAGAGAUAAUAGUGAUAAAGGAACCAACAGUCACCUUUGACUAUUCUGAUGAAUUAGAUAUAAUUGAGUUUCCUAAACUAAAGGAAAUAAGACUUGAUGUUAUAGCCCGGCUUAUUCAAUUUUGCUCGCAGUCCCAAGGCCAAGGGAGAGAGCAGCUACUGUUUGCAGAUUCUGCGUAUACACUUUUCAACCAAAAGGUUGCCUUCCCUAGCUUAAAAAACUUGCAGUUAGAGAAGCUGAAUUCCAUCAAAAGGAUAUGGCCAAACCAGCUUCCAGAAGCAUCUAAGCUGCAUAAUUUAGAAGACUUGUCUGUUGAGUCGUGCAAAGGGUUAAAGUAUGUUUUACCAUUUGCAAUUGCCGAAAGCCUCGUACAGCUUAAGAAUUUAAGUGUUAGAAAAUGUGUGGCGGUGGAAGAGAUAAUAAUGAUAAAGGAACCAAAAGAAGAAGUUGAAAAGAUUGAUAAAAAGCUGUUCCCUAAACUAAAAAGUUUAGAGCUUAGUUAUCUCCCAAAUCUUGUAAGAUUCUGCUCUAUUGAAAUUAAUAUCCUCUGUAGCCUUAAUUUUAUACCGGAAGUGCGCAUAAGAAAUUGCUUAAAGCUGUGGAAUACAAGUGCUGAGAAAAGAGAAGAUAAAGAUAUGAACUUGCAGGAGAAGAUCAGCUUGCGGUCUCCUUGUGAUGAAAAGGCAAGUUAAGUAGUUACUAUCCUUAUCAUGAAUUAUACAGACAGAGAGAUUGCUUUCAUUUUAAUUAGCUAGCUUUAUUUAUAUAUAUAUAUAUAUAUAUGACAUUAAAAAAAAAUAGAUGUUGUCUAACUCUUACAGCAGGUUGAGUACUUUUCUGCUGGAUUGGACAUGUCUACCCUUAAUUCUGUACAAAAAAUACCAUAUGAUCCGCUUGUGCCUAAUUUAACAACCAAGUUGGAAGUGCACCACUGUCAUAAAAUAGAGAAUCUAUUAUCAGCAUCUAUGGCUAAAAGUUUUGUACAUCUCAGAACCCUGGAUGUAAGAAACUGUAAGUCGUUGAAAAAGAUAGUAGUCAAAGAAGAAUCUGGAGAUGGAAUAAGGUCCCAAAAGAUAUGUUUCCCCGCAUUGAAAAUUCUUGAGAUUUCUAAACUACCAAACCUCGAAAAGUUUUGUGCAGGAGAUCACAUCGAAUGUCUGUUUUUGGAGGCGUUGAUUAUAAAAGAUUGUCCUAAACUCAAUACAUUCGUCUCCAAUUCUACGGACAAAGCAGUACCUGAAGAAACAGACAUGAUUUCGGGGGCUAGACAACCUCUAUUCAGUAACCAGAAGGUUACACUUCCUAAGAUGAGAAUUUUGAAGUUGGAAAAGUGCAAUUCGGUCAUUGAGAUAUGGGAUGAUGAUGAUACUAAAGAAAGAGGCCAACAAAGUGCAGCAGCAGCUGGCAGAUCAAGAUCAGCAAUAUUUCAGAGUUUGGAAUUUCUACGAGUAUCCAAAUGUGGGAGGUUAAACAAGUUAUUAGAGGCUAAUUCGUCUUCGAGUUUUGAAAAUUUGACAGUUCUGGAGGUGUCAGAAUGUGAGAGAAUGGAAUAUUUAUUUACUCCCUCAGCAUCUAAAACUCUGGUAUUACUCAAAAAGAUGGGUGUAUCAAAAUGCCAAGCAAUGACAGAGAUAAUUGCAUCAUCACCAGAAGUUGAUCAUGAUGACAAGCUUCUUAGUUUUGAUAAUUUGGAACUUCUGGUGCUCCAGUCCUUACCUAGCCUCACAAGCUUCCACAUGGGAAAUUGUACUCUGGAAUUUCCAAAACUGAGUCGUGUAGUUGUAGUUGGGAGUUGCCCUGAGCUGCGGAGUUUCUGUGGUCAUGGAACCAUAAUCACCCCCAAACUCCGAACAUUUGUCAGAAGACAAAGGUGGAUUCAUUUCGAUAUAUCGGUUGGUGAAGAUGCUGACGGCCAAAUUACAGUGCAUGAUAUGUGGUUCGACUCAUUUGCUGCUGAUGAAAAAGAGCACAACAUAGAGAACGGUGGGAA